This is a messenger RNA of Radiomyces spectabilis, 549 nucleotides long. RefSeq lists its product as uncharacterized. The record is from RefSeq and is a predicted model, not a curated record. Bases 1 to 549 code for a protein of 182 amino acids. Lineage: Eukaryota; Fungi; Mucoromycota; Mucoromycetes; Mucorales; Radiomycetaceae. The transcript is spliced from 3 exons. Gene Ontology annotation, molecular function: ornithine decarboxylase inhibitor activity.
AUGAUUAUCGCAAGUCCCGCCAAAAAGGAGCUCGCCAUUCCUCUACAAAAUCUAACCAAAUCAACUUCGCGAGAAUGUCUUCGCAUUCCCAAUGAACAUUCUCAAAAGAAGGAGGACGAUGUGGUGACCAUCACCCCACGAAACAAAGCUGUCAGUGAUCUUGUUUCCCAAUUAUUCGGUCAAGGCAGUUCUGUCCACGGCCAAGUCAAUGAGAUUAUGACGAUAUCCACUACGGUCGCCAAAUCGAAUAAAAUUGGAUGUCAAGCCUUCAUUCACAACAACACCGUAUUUCUCAGCUGCCCCAUCUUUGGCAAAAAUGCAGGUUUGCUCAACUGGGCGGAUGGUGAAUUUCAAUCUUGCGUUACUCGCUUGAUUGAACUCGCUGAAGAAAAGACAGGUUGCGGUGCUUUGGUGGUUGCCAUUGAUCGCCGCAAUCAAGAAAAUGUCAACACCAUCCUACGAGCUUUCCUGUAUCUUGGAUUCGAGGUUGUGAACCCUUCGGUUUACAAUCAGGAUCCAGGAUUCAUUUUCGUUGGUUAUGAACUCUAA